Talpa occidentalis (Iberian mole) is the source of this 4136-nucleotide messenger RNA. RefSeq names its product transforming growth factor beta 2 (gene TGFB2). Gene Ontology annotation, cellular component: extracellular region. The record is from RefSeq and is a predicted model, not a curated record. Gene Ontology annotation, biological process: BMP signaling pathway; SMAD protein signal transduction; transforming growth factor beta receptor signaling pathway. The transcript has 8 exons. The coding region runs from base 509 to 1837 and encodes 442 amino acids. NCBI's taxonomy places the organism in Eukaryota, Metazoa, Chordata, Mammalia, Eulipotyphla, Talpidae. Gene Ontology annotation, molecular function: type III transforming growth factor beta receptor binding; growth factor activity; type II transforming growth factor beta receptor binding.
GGGCCAGCCCGGGGGCCCCCUGCAGAGCCCCGGAGCCCCUCCCGCCGCCGCGCCAGCUGCCAGCCCCGGGACCUUGUCCUCUCUUCCCUUUUGGCCGGAGGAGCCGAGUUCAGAUCCGCCACUCCGCGUCCGAAACUGACACACUGAACUCCGUUUCCUCCUCUUAAAUUCAUUUCUGCCUCCGAGACACUCGUCUUGUUUCCCUCCCCCAUCUCGGCGCUCCCAGGAAACUUUAUCCUGCUCCCCAAAGUUAGGGUUCCCCCGGCCCCUCGUGCAUUCCUAUUUCCACUUUGGAAACGACUUGCCGCUUCUUUUUAAAGGAAUUCCAGCAAGCUCCUUUUUUUUUUUUUUUUCCUCUUGGACUUUGACGCUCGAUGGUUUGCAAAAGUUUGGCAUUAAAAAAAAUAUCUACCUGAUCUGUACUUUGAGAGUUGUUGGUUUCUUUUUUACCCCCCGACCUUUUUUUUUUUUUUCCACUUAAAAAAAAGUUUUCCACCUUGAAAAAAAAAUGCACUACUGUGUGCUGAGCGCUUUUCUGCUCCUGCAUCUGGUGACGGUGGCGCUCAGCCUGUCUACCUGCAGCACGCUCGACAUGGACCAGUUCAUGCGUAAGAGGAUCGAGGCCAUCCGCGGGCAGAUCCUGAGCAAGCUGAAGCUCACCAGCCCCCCAGAAGACUAUCCCGAGCCCGAGGAAGUGCCCCCGGAGGUGAUUUCCAUCUACAACAGCACCCGGGACUUGCUCCAGGAGAAGGCGAGUCGCAGAGCGGCUGCCUGCGAACGCGAGAGGAGCGACGAGGAAUACUACGCCAAAGAGGUUUACAAGAUAGACAUGCCGUCCUUCCUGCCCUCCGAAACUGUCUGCUCAGUUGUUACAACACCCUCUGGCUCAGUGGGCAGCUUGUGCUCCAGACAGUCCCAGGUGCUCUGUGGGUACCUUGAUGCCAUCCCGCCCACUUUAUACAGACCCUACUUCAGAAUUGUCCGAUUUGACGUCUCAGCAAUGGAGAAGAAUGCUUCCAAUUUGGUGAAAGCAGAGUUCAGAGUCUUCCGUUUACAAAACCCAAAAGCCAGGGUGCCUGAACAACGGAUCGAACUGUAUCAGAUUCUCACAACCAAAGAUUUAACAUCUCCAACCCAGCGCUACAUUGACAGCAAAGUUGUGAAAACGAGAGCGGAGGGCGAAUGGCUGUCCUUUGAUGUCACGGAUGCUGUUCAUGAGUGGCUCCACCACAAAGACAGGAAUCGCGGAUUUAAAAUAAGCUUACACUGUCCCUGCUGCACCUUUGUACCAUCUAAUAAUUACAUCAUCCCAAAUAAAAGUGAAGAACUAGAAGCAAGAUUUGCAGGUAUUGAUGGCACCUCCACACAUACCAGUGGUGAUCAGAAAACUAUAAAGUCCACUAGGAAAAAAAACAGUGGGAAGAGCCCACAUCUCCUGCUAAUGUUGUUGCCCUCCUACAGACUUGAGUCACAACAGACCAACCGGCGGAAGAAGCGUGCUUUGGAUGCAGCCUAUUGCUUUAGAAAUGUGCAAGAUAAUUGCUGCCUGCGUCCUCUUUACAUUGAUUUCAAGAGGGAUCUUGGGUGGAAAUGGAUACAUGAACCUAAAGGGUACAAUGCUAACUUCUGUGCUGGAGCCUGCCCAUAUUUAUGGAGUUCAGACACUCAACACAGCAGAGUCCUCAGUUUAUACAACACCAUCAAUCCAGAAGCUUCUGCUUCUCCAUGCUGUGUGUCUCAGGAUUUAGAACCGCUCACCAUUCUUUACUACAUCGGCAAAACACCCAAGAUCGAACAGCUUUCUAAUAUGAUCGUGAAGUCUUGCAAAUGCAGUUAAGACUCUCCGAAGAUAGGCCAUUCAUGACAACGACAACGAGGACAACAUUUGUGACAAGAAAACACGAGGGAGGCUUGCUUCGGCAGCGUCCAACGACAUCCGAAAAAGCGGUACUACGUCCAACCCUUGGGAAGUUUGUGUUCUGUUUGUUAAAACUGGCAUCUGAAACAAACAAAAAGAAGUGGAAGGUUUUAUUCAGCAUUUCACCUACUCGGUCAGUGAGAGAGAUGAGAAGCCAAACCUUUUUUUUUUUUUUUUUUAAGAAAAAAAAAAUAAACACUGGAAGAAUUUGUUAGUGUUAAUUAUGUGAAAGAAAACAAACAAACAAACAAAAACAGGAAAAUCCCGUGAAGUGGAGUUGCUGUACAUACUGUCUCUGUACCAUGCCUCACUUGAUUUUUCUGUAACGCUAUGCAAUAGCCUCCUGCCCGUUCCUCCUCUUUGAGUUAACAGUGAGUUAUUUAUUGUGUGUCCCUAUAGAAUGAACAUUUCAUGGCCCUUGGAAAAUAAAACAGGUGUAUAAAAUGGAGACCAAAUACUUUGCCAGGAGCUCAUGGAUGGCUUACAGAGCUUGAACUCAAAUGAGCCAGGGAAAAAGGGGGACAAAAUCCCCCGUGAGUUCUAGAUGACCAAGCAAGUUUGCUUAUGAUAAAGACCCCAUACCAAGCGCCUAAGGAAGCUUCUUGUAAGAUUCAAAACUGAAAAGCCUGUUAAUAAAGGAAACUUUCAGUCAGAAUAAGUCUGUAAGGCUUUAUUUUUUUUUCUUUUUUCACUGUAAAUGACUCUUUGUCAGUUUAGUACACCAGUGAAAUGUUGAGACGAUUUUUGCAACGUCCUGGUCCAACCUCAGACGUUCGAGUAUUACUAUAGAGCUGGGCUAGAGGGUUUUUUGUUUGUUUCGGUAUAUGUAACCAUACCUAUAUUAUUGCAAUAGAAGAGCCUAGAAGCCAGUAUAAAUGGAAACACGUCUGCAGAUCUCUUUUGCAAACUAUUAAAUCAAAACACUAACUACUUCACGUGUAAUGUGUAAAUUUUUACCAUAUUUUUAAUAUUCUGUAAGAAUGUCAACCAGGAUUUGGCUUGGGCUUCAAGUUGGGCUCUUUUUAAUGAUCACUCUGAAUUGGGUGUUUCCUGUAGCUGGCCAGGACUUUUGAGUAAAGCCCCUGUAUUUUGACUUGCACUACAAAUCAUGUUUUAUAGUAUUUGUUCCAAUAUGCUUUGUUAAAGGAUCGAUUUGAGUUCAGUAGUGUUCUUCCGUCUUCCAGGCAGCGUUGCUCGUUAAUGCAGAUGUUAAAGUUUCAAUUUUGGAAAAAACUAGAGAUAAGUACGUAAUGGAGAUGAACUGUUUUUGUUUUAGCCAGUUUUUAAAGAUCUGACUGAAACCCCAAAUCUUGGGGACUGAGUUAAGCAAGUUUUCUCUAACUUGGUUUAAUCAGUGUUUUCACAGAAUCUGUUGUUAAUUAAGAACAGACAGUUCAUAAGGAAGUUCUUUUAGUGUCCAGGGGGAAAGAUUUACAUUUGAGUUGAAUUUUUAAAGGGAGGCUAAAGUCCAGGUCAGCAUAGGUGAUUUAGAUUUCUUUACUGAAAUUAAGGUUUUUUACAGAUGUUCUUUGAAGGUUGAAAAGGCCCAAGUCAAUAACUCCCUUGAUCAAAAAACUCUUUUCCCUGAAUGAGAUUUAUCUAUAAUCUGAGGCUAGAAUUUACCUUGCUUUAAUCAAUGAUUUGCCACAUGAUUGCAGAGAAGGUCAUCUGACACCAGGGUCUGUAGGAUAUGUCAGUUUGUCAGCUGCUUCUUAUUUAACUUUAAGAUAAAAAUAAAUCGGUCAAAUGGGACUCUUUGCAGCUUCACCUACAGAGCAGCACAGUGAGGUGUGUAUCCAAAGUGAAGCUGUUGGGUAGAGUAUACUUUAAUUUUGUGGAAUUUCCUGACCAUUAAUAAAAAAUGAUGAAUUGGAUUUAUGAGUUUAAAAACUGGAAAAGCAAGAGAUGGGCUGGAUGGCACAACCUGUUUUUUUUUUGUUUUUUUUUUUUUUGGAUAUAAUCCAAUCCCAGAUUUGAGUGUGUUGCUUUUGAUUUCCUCUUCCACUUUUCCAUUCAUUCUAUGUAAAUCACUUUUAUUUCUGCAGGUAUUUUCCUCUCAGAAUGACAUUUUGUUUUGUAUUAUUUUGUCUUUUCUCAUGAAUGCACUGAUAAUAUUUUAAAUGCUCUAUUUUAAGAUCUCUUGAAUCUUUUUUUUUUUUUUUUUUUAGUUUGGGGGUUCUCUAAUGUCUGUAUUUCCCAUAAGUAAAUAUUGCUGAGG